ACAUUCUUAACAUAAAUCGUGUGUGCAUACAUUUCUAUUACAUAAUGCACGCAAAUAGAAACUUCCACAGAAGUUGUAACAGUCGAUAAAGAGGAACUCGAAAAGGAAGGAAAGAAAAAUUCACGAGGAAUAACACGAAUAGCGCCGAUAGGUUCUCCACAAUCUGUUAAAAAAUCCGACUUUCCGUCUUCAUAACGCAUAUAAACUCUGAUUAUCAUUGAAGUCUGACAACUGUCAAAUGACAAGUCUGCUUCAAAUAUUACAUUUUAAAGAUUGAAAUGGCAGCAGAGAUAAAGCCCGCACCGGGAGUAAAUCAUGAUAAAUUCAGCACAAGCCGAAAACCUAUACUUUUAUCGAAAUUAGAAGGAUGUAAUGACGAUGUUAAUGCGGCUAUCAUUAUACCGCGGGAAGAUGGUGUAAUUAGUGUUUGCGAUGACAGGACUGUUAGGGUUUGGUUGAAACGAGAUUCUGGCCAAUAUUGGCCAAGUGUCUGUCAAUAUAUGGCUGCUGGUGCAACAUCAAUGCAUUAUUGUGUACAAACUAGACAAUUAUUUGUUGGUUUGGAGAAUGGAACUAUAAAUGAAUUCAUUUUGGAGCAAGAUUAUAAUCAAAUGACUGCCAUGCGUGAAUAUGCUGCGCAUCAAGCGAGAGUUACAGGUGUUAUAUUUGCAUCAAAUUGCGAAUGGGUUUUAAGUAUAGGUCGAGAUAAGAUGUUUCAAUUACAUUGUUCAGAAACAGGACAAAAAUUAGGAUCAUAUCAAACUGAUGCAUGGUACACCGCUCUGCAAUUUGACGCGCAAUCAAAACAUGCCUUUGUUGGUGAUUAUUCUGGACAAAUAGCAAUGUUAAAAUUAGAUACUAAUGGUGUUACACUAAUCACUACUUUAAAGGCACAUACAGGAAGCAUUCAUACAUUAGCAUGGGAUUUUGAAAAACAGCUUUUGUUUUCUGGAAGUUUUGAUCAAAGUAUCAUAGUAUGGGAUAUUGGAGGCCGGCAAGGUACAGCCUAUGAACUCCAAGGACAUCACAACAAAGUAACUGCACUGUGCUAUGCAAGCGCAGAGCGUGUGUUAUUAUCUGGAGGAGAAGAUGGUGUAAUAGUAUGCUGGGAUAUGGCUGCAAAUAGAAAAGAAACUGCAGCCUGGAUAGAAUCUGAUACGUGCCAAGCUUGUGGAAGACCAUUCUUUUGGAAUAUUAAAGCUAUGAUGGAUCAACGACAAUUAGGUCUAAGACAGCAUCAUUGCCGUCAUUGUGGUCGUGCAUUAUGCGCACGAUGUACAUCUCAACGAAUACCAAUACCAGCAAUGGGUUUUGAAUUUGAAGUUAGAGUGUGCGAUCAGUGUCAUAUUCAACUUAAAGCUGCGAACCAAACAUCUCUAGCAUCGUUCCAUGACGCAAAGCAUAAUGUUGUUGGAAUGGAUCUUGAUGCUCCUAGGCGACGAUUAUUAACUAUUGGUCAAGAUCGUCUUAUUAAAAUUUGGGAUAUUUCUGCACUUCUUCAGUGAACUUCCAGAUAUAUUUAUCUACAAAUAACAAAAUUAAUCAAAUCGUAAGGCAUAACAAAAAACUACUGUCUUAUUUCAAUGUAAAAGUAUAAUAUCCAGAGCCUAUUUUUACGACUAUGAAAUCAUUUUAAAAUCCGUUUAUUUGAUGAUAAAAACAAUUACGUUUUUACAUAUUACAAUUUGCUUCUUGCAUAAGAAAAUCCUGGAUUCGUGAAAUAUUCUGCAACACCAAAAUAGGAUAUCUAUAUAACUGGAAAAAAAAAUAUAUGUAUACUUGCAAGUACUCUUCCAACAGAGAAAAAGUAACUCCAUAACUUAUUCAGCAAAUGGUAGAAAAUAGUAUAUUUUUUAAUCUUAUUUAGUGCAAUCAUAUUUACAAACGACCAAAGCACUAAUUAAUAGAUUUGGAUUUUUAAUCAAAUUCAUUACAAAAACUAAUCUUACUGUUUCAUUACACGUUUAACACAGUAGCUAUAAAUAAAUUAUUUUUAUUUUAAAUGAGCAAAAUAAGAUUAUUAAAAAAUACAUUAUAUCACGUGAAGUUGUAAGAAAUUUUACAUUUUGAAGUACAAAAUUAAGCUGAAUUACAUUUCCAUCUGAUCGAUAUAUAGUCGAAAAUUUUUAACACUUUUUGGUCUAUAUCAAAUUUUUCAUUAGUAUGUAUAGUGUGAAAUUAUAUUAAUAAUCUAAUAUACAGAUUGACAAUUUUGAGGAAUUGCUCUAAACUGCGUAUUCAUUUAAACAAUAGUAAUUCGUUAAAACAUUGUCGAUGACUGUCAAUGUUGUUCCUAGUCGUUUCUUUUUUUCUUUUGUUGCAUUCCUAAUUAUUUAUAUUAUAGUUUCUUACAAGCAAUUAUACGAGGUGCUUUAUCCCGAAACCUGAUUUGUCUCUAGACAUUCAUUAUGAUUCUCCAAACAUUUAAACUAGGUACAGGUUAUGCAAAUAUACUAAUUAUGUAAUAAUGAUAAUACUACUACUAAUACUAAUAAUUAGAUUUAUGCAUACUAUUACAGAAAUGAUGAAAAAUAAAAAUUUGAUUAAACAAUAUAUGAUCAAAGUUAUAGGUAUGUUACGAUUUCUGCAAACAAGUAUGUAUAAUUAAAAUGGGAAACAAGUCUUCUCUUUAUAGACUAUUUAAUUUGUUUAAUGAAAUUUGUGUUUGUAAUUAUUCAAUCAUUCCAUUUAAUAAUAGGAUGCAUACCUUGUACCUGGAUGCAAUUUUCAUUAUCAGAUUAGCAUAAUAUUGAUUUUUCUAUUGUAAUAAGUGAUAAAAGCAUUUGAGGAAGAAAAAAUUAUAUUUAUUGUAGAAGUACGUUAAAAAUCAAGCAGUGUACUCGUACGAAUACAAUUUGGGCAAACGUAUGGCAUUAAAUACGCCUUUUCCUUUGAUCUACUAUUAUGUCGUAUAUUUUUAUCAUGUAUGGAUUCAUACAGGAAAUUAUUUAAUAUUAUUAUUUUAUAUAGAGUUAAACAUAUAUUUUCGAAUCAGUUUCUAUAUGCUACGCGUGAAAUAUACUUUGCUAUAUAAUUAAUACUAUUACAAUGUCCACGCGCGAAGUGUUGAUCAUACAUGUAAAUGUAUAUUUAUCAAGAAGCAAUACUCCAAAUGUAUGUUAUAGGAUCUAUCAUUGCUUCGUUACAUAGAGUGAUAAUAGCUUUUUAAUCUUAGAAAAUAAUUUGCUGUAUUCGUGAUGCAUUGUCGUCCAUUGGAAGGCAUCGAUCGACUACGUGAUUUAUGAGCGAUCGAUAUCAAAAUUGUUACAUAGUAAUGAAUUUGUCGUUGCUGUUAAGAUAAACAACAUCAAUAACAACGCAACGUGGUACAUUGUUAUAGUUUUCGUACAGAAUUGAUUGCAGUACUCGUGAAAAAUAUAUCGUUAGAGAGAAAGUGUCGUUCUCGUUACGUAAAAAAGGUCGUGUUUAUAUAUAGGAACGAUUUUAUGAAACUGUUAAUUUGCAACGUGUAUAACAUCGUCGAUGUUGUUAUUGUUGCAGAAGUUUUCAGUACUUUGCAUAUUAAUGUAUAUGUUAAAAGUUACAGAAAUUACAUUUUAUGUAUGUAUAUCAUUCAUGUGAAAUUCAUAUGAAAUGAAAAUAUAUUUUCAAUGUAAACGA
Molecule: messenger RNA, 3621 nt
Organism: Bombus pyrosoma
Lineage: Eukaryota; Metazoa; Arthropoda; Insecta; Hymenoptera; Apidae
Gene: Wdfy2
Product: WD repeat and FYVE domain-containing protein 2
Exons: 7
Coding region: 279-1505 (408 amino acids)
Molecular function (GO): protein binding; metal ion binding
Source: RefSeq, a predicted model, not a curated record